Messenger RNA from Cricetulus griseus (Chinese hamster), 621 nucleotides. The record is from RefSeq and is a predicted model, not a curated record. Lineage: Eukaryota; Metazoa; Chordata; Mammalia; Rodentia; Cricetidae.
AUGGAUCCCCGCAAAGUGAGCGAGCUUCGGGCUUUCGUGAAGAUGUGUAAGCAGGACCCGAACAUCCUGUACACCGAGGAAAUGCAUUUCCUGAGGGAGUGGGUGGAGAGCAUGGGGGAUAAAGUUACAUCACCUGCUACUCAUAAAGUUACAUCAGAAGACAAGGUCAAGGAAGAAAAAGAUAAUAAGACAGAGGAAAACAUAAACCAUCUUCUGGAUGAACCAUCAAGUGAGGAGAGUGAUGUAGAAAUUGACAAUGACGGUGUAAUUGAGCCAGACACUGGUGCACCUCAAGAAACGGGAGAUGAAAAUGCAGAGAAAAUUGAGGAGAUGAUGGAUCAAGCAAAUGAAAAGGGGGCUGCCAUUGAAGCCCUAAAUGAUGGUGACCUGCAGAAAGCCAUUGACUUGUUCACUGACGCCAUCAAGCUAAACCCUCGAUUGGCUAUUCUGUAUGCCAAGAGAGCCAGUGUCUUCGUCAAAUUACAGAAGCCAAAUGCUGCCAUUCAAGGCUGUGACAGAGCCAUUGAAAUAAACCCUGAUUCAGCUCAGCCAUACAAGUGUCGAGGGAAAGCACACAGACUCCUGGGUCACUGGGAAGAAGCAGCUCAUGAUCUUGCCCUU